Messenger RNA from Suillus subalutaceus, 1118 nucleotides. Its product is annotated as VIT family-domain-containing protein. The coding region runs from base 46 to 1002 and encodes 318 amino acids. The record is from RefSeq and is a predicted model, not a curated record. Gene Ontology annotation, cellular component: fungal-type vacuole membrane. Gene Ontology annotation, molecular function: manganese ion transmembrane transporter activity; iron ion transmembrane transporter activity. The transcript is spliced from 3 exons. NCBI's taxonomy places the organism in Eukaryota, Fungi, Basidiomycota, Agaricomycetes, Boletales, Suillaceae. Gene Ontology annotation, biological process: intracellular manganese ion homeostasis.
GAUAACGCUACCCCUGCGAGUCUGCUCGUCAACUUAUCUCUUCGAAUGGCUUCAGAUUCUGAUUCAAAUGACACAGUUGCUGUUUCCUUACCAAACAGAGAAGGAAACAUGAACACUAAGCCACCAGUAUGGCCUUUGGACGCUAGUGGAACACUUACUCCACCACUGCUGACGAGAUGUGAUAGAGACGGUCGUGAGGACGGUAUCUGCUGCAAGGACUUGAAAGACGAGGAUAACCGUACGCUCAUUGAUCCUGAUGUCGUUCGCGAUGUUGUUAUCGGACUUUCAGACGGCUUGACAGUCCCCUUCGCUUUGGCAGCAGGUCUUUCAUCUUUGGGCGCCUCAAGAUUAGUUGUCGCUGGCGGAAUAGCCGAACUCAUCGCUGGUGCUAUUUCUAUGGGCAUUGGUGGCUUCUUAGCAUCUUCGGCAGAGCGUGAUCAUUACCAUUUCAUGCGACGCCACACAUCGGCACGGGUGCAACGAAGCUGCAUCGGAGAAAUGGAAAGGGAAGUAUGCGCUGUACUUGUCCCUGUAGGCGUCGACGAGCAGACGUGCCAGGCGGUCACCAAGUGCCUCAGAGAUGCGGAAUUUGACCCAGAAGUCGAUGCAAACGGUUCAUCGUCAGACGAAGAAGCGCAGUUAUUGAGGUGGAAGGAUCAAGUCGGUCUAACACCGUUUUUACUCAAAUUUGGAGAGGGAAUGGAGGAAAUCUCGAAGCGUCGAGUAUACAUGUCGGCGCUGACAAUUGGCUUCGGGUACUUGGUUGGCGGAAUCAUUCCCCUUAUCCCAUACUUCUUUGUUUCGGAAGCGCAUGUGGCGCUCGUAUACUCUUCUAUUGUCACAGGCAUCGUCCUGUUGAUAUUUGGAGCUGUGAAAGCUCGUGUUACGGGUGCUGGGCAGGGUGCUGGAGGCUACAUAUGGGGAGCAGUCAGCACGCUAUUAGUUGGCGGUACCGCUGCAGCAGCAGCUUACGCUCUUGUUGCAUGGCUGGAAGAUUCAUAAUUUCGUAACCACUUAGAUACCUAGUAUGUACUCCAACUUGUCAUGUAAUUUAUUUUUACAAGCUCCGCCGCCGUAUACCGAGACUACUGAUUGGCAAAAUCUUCUGAAAUCAACAA